Mytilus californianus (California mussel) is the source of this 3119-nucleotide messenger RNA. RefSeq names its product ran-binding protein 9-like. The record is from RefSeq and is a predicted model, not a curated record. Gene Ontology annotation, cellular component: cytoplasm. Gene Ontology annotation, molecular function: protein binding. The transcript has 11 exons. The coding region runs from base 27 to 1838 and encodes 603 amino acids. Lineage: Eukaryota; Metazoa; Mollusca; Bivalvia; Mytilida; Mytilidae. Gene Ontology annotation, biological process: cell surface receptor signaling pathway; cytoskeleton organization.
GGGUAACUUAUUAACUAGAAAAGAAGAUGGCUGCGAUAAGUGAAUCGAGUUCCACUGAAUCGCUGAUUUCUAGUGUUCAGGAGUCAGUAGAUCGUAUAAAAUCUUUAUAUCCAGCAGUUAAUGAAGAAGAGACACCACUGCCUAAAUGUUGGAGCCAAAAAGACAAAUUUACUUGCAUCGGAUUAUCUCAAAAUAACCUUCGGGUUCACUACAAAGGGAUAGGAAAAGCUGCCAAAGAUGCUGCCAGUGUGAGAGCAACACAUCCAAUACCUGCAUCAUGUGGGAUAUAUUAUUUUGAAAUCAAGAUCAUCAGUAAAGGCAGGGAUGGGUACAUGGGAAUUGGAUUAUCAGCUCAGGGUGUUAAUAUGAACAGACUUCCAGGCUGGGAUAAGAAUUCAUUUGGUUACCAUGGUGACGAUGGUCAUUCCUUCUGCUCGUCAGGUUCCGGUCAGCCGUAUGGUCCAACAUUUACUACAGGAGAUGUGAUUGGUUGUUGUGUUAACAUGAUCGAUCACACAUGUUUCUAUACUAAAAAUGGAAUUAAUUUAGGAGUAGCAUUUACAGAUCUACCUAUAAAUACACUGUCACUAUACCCUACAGUAGGACUGCAGACACCAGGAGAGGUUGUUGAAGCAAACUUUGGACAAUUACCAUUUAUAUUUGACAUAGAAGAUUAUAUGAAGGAAUGGCACAUGAAGACAAAACUGACAAUAGAAAGAUUCCCAGUCAAUGACAAAAAGGGGGAAUGGCAGACAGCAUUACAAAGAAUUGUUUCAACAUAUCUAGUGCAUUAUGGGUAUUGUGCUACAGCUGAAGCAUUUUCGAAAUCUACAGGACAGUCGUUUGACGAAGAUCUUGCCUCAGUUAAAAACAGACAAAGAAUACAGAAGUUAGUGCUAGCAGGAAGAAUGGGAGAAGCUAUAGAGACAGCACAAGAAUUAUAUCCUGGAUUAUUAGAACACAAUCUUAAUUUAUUAUUUAUGUUAAAAUGUAGACAAUUUAUUGAAAUGGUGAACGGGACGGACAGUGAAGUACGUGGCCCUGCCAUAAGGAGCCCAAAAUCACAAGGAAGUAAUCGGUCAAGUCCAAAUAUGAGUCCGGUACAUCACAGUUUGAAUUCAGCCAGAAACACUCCAGUUGGAUCUCGGGGCAGUAGUCCCAGUAGACCCAUUGGGGUCAAAGGUUACUGUUCAGGGUCAACAAGUCAAAGUUCACAAAUAAAUAAUCAGAACAGUAAUUGUGAUCUCAAACCAAUAAAUGAGGAAGAAAUGAAUGCAGCAAACAUAGCCAUGAAUGGCAAAGACAUACCGGUGAUUGAAAGUGACGAUGUAGAUAUGUGUGACAAUGUAAUAGACGAUGGUAAACAUGUGACUAACGGUACCUCCCUCUGUGUUAACGGAUUUAGUAAAAAUGGUGACGUUUGUAAUAAUUCAGAAGAAAUGGAUAUAGAUAAUCACUCAGGGAAACGACAUCUAUGUGGUGGCAGUCAGGGAGCUAUAGAAAAGAUGUUGGUUUUCGGUAGGGAACUUAAAGCCAUGCACAACCAACUAAAGGCACAAUAUGGACAUAAUGAUCCUAAUGAAAAAAUGUUACAAGAUGCUUUUAGUUUAGUAGCUUAUUCUGAUCCAUGGAGUAGUCCUAUGGGAUACCAGUUAGAUCCAGUGCAAAGAGAAAAAGUUUGUGCUUCCCUCAAUAGUUCUAUAUUAGAAUCCUAUGGUUUGCCUAAACAGCCUCCAUUAGAAUUAGUGAUCGCUCAAUCAACAGAAUGCAUGAAACUGAUGUCAAAGGCAGCAAUCGGGUCAUGUGCAUUCGCCAGUGUGGCAGACUACCUACGUUGACCAACAGAGUGCCUUUAACGAAAAUUGUGAUAAAUUUAGGCCAAAAUCUCUACUACCUACAGUGGAUUCAGUAAAAACAUUAUGUUAACCCAGUUUGAAGUAUUGUUUGACAGUAAUGAUAUGUGUAAAUUAAUGCUAUAUAAAAUCUUAGAAAAACUUGUAACGCUUGCUUGAGAUACAUUGUACAAAGAGAGCAAUAGAAUUGGUUGAUAAAAGAAACCUGGUUCUUUAUUACAUGAACUGGAACAGUCCAUGUGUAUGUAGUAUUGAUUUUGUCCUGUACAAACCAACAACAUUAAACACCAAAGCUUCAAAUAUGCAGGCAGAACAUUUAUAAAGUUGUGAUAUAGAGUGAAAGUUUUAUCAUUCAGCCUCAUUUUUCACUUAGUCAUACUUUAGAAGCAUUGUCAGUCUUAGAAGAUAUCUGACUAUAACAGAUUUUAGCAUUCCUUUAAGGAUUUUAUCAAGUUUAAACCACCAACCAUAUUUAUAUUCUAUUAACCCAUGCAACUUGUUAUGUGCCAAUUUAAUUUGAUUCAUAAUUUCAUUCAUUUGAAAAUAUCCUUUAUGAUCUUGUCAGCUAUCAAAUGUAUCUUCAUUUUUGUAGAAUAUUUGAUAGAAAAUGUUGAUAUGGGAAUAAAAAAAGCAUUUACAUGUUGAAAUACAUGUGUUGCAUUCAAAAUUAUAAAGAAAUCUAUGAAAUCUUCUUUUAUGAAAUUUUGUUCCUGUUUAGUUAAAUAAAUGCUAUGGUUUCUUAUACUAUUAUUUACAGUUGAAUUAUUAAUGCUAUACUGGUGAAAGGUAUUGGAAAAGGCAUGUUCUGUAGAUUAUUAUUCAAAGUGCCAAUUUAGCGUUGAUAUUUACACCAUAUCAUGUGACCUUACUAUGCGUAUAGUCAUGUUUCAGUCUUAUUAAUGAUGAUUUAUACAACGUGAGAAUGAUUUUAUGUAACUUGUUGCAAUUAUCACAAAUGCUGCAUAAAAGUCUUGUGAAAAUCAACUGAGAAUAUAUGAAAGUGUAUAGAUGUUACAUACAUUCUCAAUUUACACCAUUGACGAAGAAUGAUUGGGUUAUACCCCUUGGUAUUAUAAAUGCAAAUAAUAUAUGAUGAGAAAACAGUUGUUGCCCAUGUGGUCAUCAUGUUGUAUAUGUUGACUUUGUUGAUGAAGUGAAAUAUUUUAUAUUAUUAUUUAUGAAAAAAUACAAAUAUUUGGACAUUUUUAAUAUAUAAUGUCUAAAGAAUUGUGUGAUAUACAAAAAAAUAAAUAAAUAGAUCGAUAA